This is a messenger RNA of Xylaria bambusicola, 1922 nucleotides long. Its product is annotated as FAD binding domain-containing protein. NCBI's taxonomy places the organism in Eukaryota, Fungi, Ascomycota, Sordariomycetes, Xylariales, Xylariaceae. The coding region runs from base 258 to 1808 and encodes 516 amino acids. The record is from RefSeq and is a predicted model, not a curated record. The transcript has a single exon. Gene Ontology annotation, molecular function: FMN binding; oxidoreductase activity.
CUUUUGAAGAUUUAGGCAUGUGCAAGGUAAGUCGGGGUCAGGCAAAGUUAGAAUCGGCGACAUUGCUGUGUGUUUUCAAGGCAGACAGUAAUUGCCUGGUCAGCGGCAGCUGCGGAGGGCUUACAUCGUACGAUCCGACUCCGUCAUACGAUCAUCUCGCCCUACAACUCAGCACAUCCCAAACAUAUAUCAAAGCCCAAUAAAAGAGCGAAAUGUAAGAGAAAUAAUGAACUCCAAUUAGUAUUUCCCCCAGUUCGAUGCUACAUUGCAGCCGCUCUUCGCUAAUCUACUUUGUCCUCGGGGUCGCGGCGGCGAUCUCAUGCAUGAUCUACCUCCGCCUCACAUUUACUGACUUGACUUACAAGACUACAGUUGGAGUCCCGAGCGCAAACGCCAUGGCUAAGCCCGUCAUCACCGUAGGCUCCGGCCUCGCGGGUCUGUCAGCGGCAUACGAGGCGCUCAAAGCAGGCGCCAAGGUGCACAUGCUAGACCGCGCGGCAAAGCCCGGCGGAAACAGCAUCAAAGCGUCCUCUGGCAUCAACGGCGCGGGCACGCGCUUCCAGAAAGACAAGAAUAUCACGUCUGAUGAUAGUGCCAAGUUCUACGCUGACUCGGCGCGGUCCGCGGGCGCGAGAAUGUCAUCGCAGAGCGGCGCAUUGGGGGAGGCUGAGAGGAAGGAGCUCAUCGAGAUGUUGACGUCACAAUCUGCCGAUGCUGUGAACUGGCUCACGGACGAGAUCGGCGUCGAUCUCACCACUGUGGCACAGCUCGGCGGCCAUUCCCUCGCGCGCACACACCGCGGGACCACGGGACCACCGCCUGGCGCAGCCAUCGUCGGCGCGCUGUUGAAAAAGCUUGGCGCGAACCCGGAUUUCACGCUCACGUCGUCUGCUGAAGUCGAGGCACUAAUGGUGUCCGAAGACGGAAAAGUGACUGGCGUGCGAUAUACUGCUAGUGGGGAGACGCAUGAAUUGCAAGGACCCGUGGUCUUCGCAGCAGGCGGCUUUGCCGGCGACGCCCACGGCCUCAUGGCGAAACACCGGCCCGAUCUAGCGGGCAUGCCGUCCACGAACGACGCGCGCCCAGCCUCGCACGGACUCCUCGCGGACCUAGGCGCGGAAUUCGUCGAUAUGGACAGCGUGCAGAUUCACCCUACAGGUUUCGUGGACCCGAAAGAUCGCACAGCGACGUACAAGUUCCUCGCGGCCGAGGCGCUGCGCGGCGAGGGCGGGAUCUUGCUCUCCGCGGACGGCCGCAGAUUCGUCAACGAGAUGGAGCGUCGGGACGUCACGAGCGAUGCCAUCAUGGCGCUGCCGCGCUCGCAAGACGAGGGCGUCCGACAGUGGGACGUGACGCUACUACUCGACCCAGGCGCCGCCGAGGCCGCGGGCUCGCAUCUCGGAUUCUACCUCUUCAAGGGCCUGAUGCAGAAGACGAAAGUGAAGGACUUGCCGCCGGCCGUCAUCGAGGCCGUAGAUCGGUACGCCGCGGCCGUGGCGGCGGGUAAAGACCAGGACUUCGGACGAGAGACCUUCGGACACUGGCGCUUACCCGCCGGCGAAGCGAACCGUGAAGAAGAAGUUGCUGUUGGCACCGUCACGCCCGUGACGCAUUUCACGAUGGGCGGGGUCGCGUUUAAUACGAAGGCGCAGGUCCUGGGGCAGAAAGGGGUGCCUGUUGAGGGUGUAUGGGCCGCGGGCGAGAUCACGGGGGGUAUCCAUGGGGAUAAUCGCCUUGGUGGCUCGUCGCUUUUGGAAUGUGCUAUUUUUGGUCGGAUUGCGGGUGCUGAGGCCGCGAAGAAUGUGUAGGGGGUGAAGUAUGAGUGCUGGUCGUGAGGGUGAAGGGAAAAUUGCUUACCUGGGCUGGGAACGAUGUCUGGUGUUUGUAUUUUGGGGAGUAAUGAGUCUAGCUCGAUGAUAUUU